Molecule: messenger RNA, 1222 nt
Organism: Juglans regia (Persian walnut)
Lineage: Eukaryota; Viridiplantae; Streptophyta; Magnoliopsida; Fagales; Juglandaceae
Product: transcription factor MYB20-like
Exons: 3
Coding region: 113-1039 (308 amino acids)
Source: RefSeq, a predicted model, not a curated record
ACCCCGUUCUGUAUCUCUCUCUCUCUCUCUCUCUCUCUCUCUCUCUCUCUGCCUAUCUUGAAGAAAAGUAUAUUCGUCUUUGUGGGUGUCUGAGCUUUUGGUUUUGGUGAGGAUGGGGAGGCAACCAUGCUGUGACAAAGUUGGGUUAAAGAAGGGGCCAUGGACAGCUGAGGAGGACAAGAAGCUUAUUACCUUUAUUCUCACCAAUGGCCAAUGCUGCUGGAGAGCUGUUCCUAAGCUUGCAGGAUUGUUAAGGUGUGGAAAAAGUUGCCGACUGAGAUGGACAAACUAUCUUCGGCCAGAUUUGAAGAGAGGUCUUUUAUCAGAAUAUGAAGAACAAAUGGUCAUUGAUCUCCAUGCUCAACUAGGCAACAGAUGGUCUAAGAUUGCUUCUCAUCUCCCUGGAAGAACUGAUAAUGAGAUAAAAAAUCACUGGAACACCCACAUCAAGAAAAAGCUGAAAAAGAUGGGCAUCGAUCCUAUCACCCACAAGCCAAUCUCUACGGCCACUGAAGAACCCCAACCCGAACAACAACUGCAACACCAACCAGAACAAGAGCAAAAACAGCAUCAAACUUCUCAUGAGACUGAUCAUAGUACAGCUGAACUUGAUCAAAACAAAGAACCGGAGACAUCAUUGCAAUCAUCCUCCAUUAAUACUGAAACCAAAGAGGAAGAGAAAAGCAUGACAAGCCCAUUUGACCCAAUGGAGCUCAUAAAUAACCUCCUCGUUGAUGAAGUUCCAUUAAUGGAAGUACCCCAUGAGAUUAUCGCUCCAAGUGCAGCUUCUUCAUCGACUUCUUCCUCCUCAUCCUCUUCUUUAAAUUCCUCCAACUUAUUGCAAGGGUACAUAGAUCAGUUCCAGGAUUUCGAGUGGCCUUGUGAUCAGUACAACAACAACUUGGGCUGCUUGUGGGAUGAUGACCUUCGUAGUUGGGAUUUGUUGAUUCAUGAUAUUGAUGGUGACAGAAAGCAGGUUGUUGAUCAGUGCCCAAUAUUGGUUAAUUUGGAACAAGAAUCUAAUUGGGCAUAUAACUAGGUGUGACUUGGGAUUUUCUUAAGAGAUUCACUUGUAAUUCGGUUGUUAUAGUUGUCUCAAAGCGAGUCAAAUAAUCAAGAUCCGGGAAAACCCCAUCUCUGAAUUACCAUUUUACCAAAAAUGAACAUAAAAUAAACGUUUCUGUAAAUGAGUAUGGGAGUAUUUUGGAUUAUGUUCUUUCAA